AACAUUUGAAAAAGAAGAAAGGAUAAUGUUAUAGGAACAACAUUCGGCGAGAGAUACAAUUAUACAAUGGCUACGGCGGUAAUUAGUGCGAGGAUGUCUCCGGGACUGUGGUUAGUGUUAGUGUCGGUCGUGGUUUCUGUCGUGACCCAUUCGGCCUCUGGUUUAGGAGAGGUCGGUGGCAAGACGGAAAUCCAAGGCGUCGAUGGCAACAAAGAAGUCCAAGAUCUCGGAAGGUACUGCGUGGAAGAAUUCAAUAGGAAGGAACAAGAGAAGAACGGGAACGUGGCGCCGUUGGUGUUCAAUAGAGUUGUCGAGGCUCGACAGCAGGUUGUGUCAGGGACCAAAUACUUCUUGAAGAUCGAGACGACAUUGUCGGACCGUACCACUAAGAUGUUCAACUCUGUUGUCGUCGUCAAGCCUUGGCUUCAGUCUAGAGAGUUGGUAGAUUUCUCUCUCGUUGUUUGAUUUCAUAUGUUUUGGUUACGUUAUUAUAUAUUAAUUACAUUAUAAGAUUAUUGACUA
Molecule: messenger RNA, 522 nt
Organism: Tarenaya hassleriana
Lineage: Eukaryota; Viridiplantae; Streptophyta; Magnoliopsida; Brassicales; Cleomaceae
Product: cysteine proteinase inhibitor 2-like
Exons: 2
Coding region: 67-465 (132 amino acids)
Molecular function (GO): cysteine-type endopeptidase inhibitor activity
Source: RefSeq, a predicted model, not a curated record